AUGACUGACAAGUUGAAAAUAUUUGAAAAUAAUGAUUUAGAUAAAUUAUAUUCAAUAGCUUUAAAAUUAUGGAAUCAAAAAAUAUUUGAUUAUUAUUUAACAAAUCAACAAUUAAUUAUCCUAGAACAAAUUUUCAAUAAUCCAUAUCAUAGUAAAGAUUAUUUCAAAGCUUUCCUUAGCUCAAGAAUUCAUUUAAAAUUUACUAAAGUUGAUAAUAAUGAUGGUGAUACAAAUGAUAAUGAUAAUAAUACCCCAACCACCACUAGUAAUGACAUUGGUACUCCAUCUAUGAAAAAAGAAGAUUCUAUCAAACAAGAAAAUAAUCAAGAUCAACAAUUAGAAUCAAGUUUAAAUGAAUCUUCAUUGAUUGAUGGUGUUGAACCUGCAAGAUCUUUAUCUUUAAAAAUUCGUUAUAUUCUUUGGGAAAAAGCUAUUGAUGUUUAUUAUAAUGAUGGUAAUAUACAAGAAUAUGAAAUAUUUGGUGAAGAUGAUGAAACUGAUACAAAACAGUUGGAAUCAAAACAACAAAAUGUUGAUAUACAAGAACCUAAACAAACCAGAGAUAUUGAUGAAGAUGAUGAUUAUGAUGAUGAAGAAGAAGAAGAAGAAGAACAAAAAAAAGAAGACCAAGUCAUAACAAAAGAUUCACCUCAGGAAGGUGAAGAAAUUGAUCUGGAUGAUGAUGGAAAUAUUAUAUUAUUAGUACCCAUUGCAACAAAUGAUACUUCUCAAUUAGAUAAUAAAAUUUUAAUUGAUAAUUUUAACAAGAUUUAUCAUAAUUUUGAAAAUGAUCGUGAAACUUUAAUUAAAAGAAGAAAAUUAGAAGAAAAUGAUAAAUUAUUAGAAGAUCAAUCAAUUAAUAACCCUACACCCAAUAAUAAUGAUAAAUCAAAUCAAUCAAAUAAUUCAUUUGCUAUAAAUUUAGGUGCUGCAAAUCUUUCAUUAAAACAUCUUUUACAAUCAAUUGAUCAGAAUAAAGAAAAAUUAAAUUUACAAGAUAAUGAAUUAAGACAAUUAAUUAUGGAUGUUCGUAAAAAUAGAUCAAAAUGGGCUUCUGAUGAUAAAAUUGGUCAAGAAGAAUUAUAUGAAGCUUGUGAAAAAGUCAUCAUGGAAUUAAGAGGUUAUACUGAACAUUCCACGGCUUUUUUAAAUAAAGUUAGUAAAAGAGAAGCUCCAAAUUAUUUACAAAUUAUUAAAAAACCAAUGGAUUUAAAUACAAUUUUAAAAAAAUUAAAAAAUUUCCAAUAUAAAUCCAAAACAGAAUUUGUUGAUGAUGUUAUGUUAAUUUGGAAAAAUUGUUUAACUUUUAAUUCUGAUCCAAAACAUUUCCUUAGAGCUCAUGCUAUUGCAAUGCAAAAAAAAUCAUUAACUUUAAUUCCACUUAUCCCUGAUAUUACUAUAAAAGAUAGAUCUGAAGUGGAAAUUGAAAAUGAAGAUAAUUCUACACCUAUACCUUCAUCAAAUAAGGGUAAAACUACAGGUUCUUCCAAAAAAGGUACUAAAAGAACAAGAUCUGGUGAAGAGAAACCUAAAGAAGAAACACCACUUCCAACAGCAACAGCGGAUCAACAACAAAGUGAAGUUUCUACUCCAUUACCUCAAGAUUCAACUAAAGAUAAUAAUCAAACAACUGAUGCUUCUACUACAACUCUAAAUCAAAGUAAUGUUUCAACACCUAAUCCAAAUGCUCCAAUAACCCAAGGAACACAAGGAACCCAAGGAAACACUUCAACAGUUCAAGCUGAUACAACUGAAUUAGAUGAUGAAGAACAAGAUGAUCAAAAUUCAAAUGAAUAUUUAAAUCAAGAAGAUAAUGAUAAAGAUGAUUUAGAAAUUCAAACUUGGAAAAAUUUAACUGCAAAAACUAGAGCAAAUUUUUGUUCCAAGAGAUCAAAUUUAUUUGAAAAUAAUAAAUUAAAUAUUGAAAAUGAUGCAAUCCUUAGGGAUUCUACCAAAAUGAGUAAUUUCCAAUCUCAUUUGAAAAAUCAUGUUGAAAUUAAAAAUCAAUCUUUGAAUAAAUCUAAUAAUGGUAGAAAUCAAGAAUUGGAUGAUUUAUAUUUAAUUGAAUAUGAUGUUACAGGUGGUUUACCCUCGAUCCCAUAUAAAGGUAUUGAUGAAGAUGAAUUAGAUAAACAAGAAUCAAAAUUAAUUGAUAAAGUACUUGCUGAUGGUUUAAAACCUUCAGAAUUUGCACCAAAAAAUGGUGGAUUAAAUAAAAUUAUAAAUGAAAAUAUUGAAGAAAUGCAAGAAAUUAGAAAAAUUUGUUUUAAAAUUUCUUUAAUUAGACAAAUGCAACAACAACAAUUUGUUCAUCAUACACAAUUAAAACCACCUGAAUUUGAAAAAAUUAAUGAUUCAAUUGAUUUAGAUCCAAUAUCAAGAUUAGAUAAUCAUGAUAAAUUUAAUAAAGAUUUAAUUUAUUUUGUAAUGAGGAAAAAAAUUUCUAAAAUUGCAAUGCAAAAUGGGUUUGAAUCAACUGAAUUAUUUGCCAUAGAUACUUUAACACAAAUUGCUGGAGAUUUUAUGGAUAAUUUAACAAAAUCUAUUAAAACUCAUUUAGAAACUUCAAGUGCAAAUAGAGAACAAAAAUCUAAAAAUGUAUUAUUAUUAUCACUAUUACAAAAUGGUUUAAAUAAACCUGAUGAUUUACAUACUUAUGUUGUGGAGAAUGUCUUGAAACAAAAUGGGAAAUUAAAAGAUUUAAAAUUAAAAUUAUCACAAUUUUUAAAAAGUUUAUUAAGACCUGCAAUGGAAAUGAAUGAAAAAAAUUUUAAUGAUAAUAGUGAUCAAUUUUUAUCAGGAGAUUUUUCAAAUGAAAUUGGUGAAGAUUUUUUCGGUUUUAAAGAAUUAGGAUUAGAUAAAGAAUUUGGAAUGUUAGGAAAUUCAUUACCAUUACAUUUAUUACAAUCAAAAUUUAAUGAAUCAAAUACAAGUGAUGAUUUGAAAAAAAUUCAUCUUGAAGAAUUUGAAAAUGCACCAUUUAAAAGAAUUCAACAAGAUGAUAUUCAACAAGAAAUUGGAAUUUUCCAAAAAUUUUUAAAUGAUUGUGUUACCAAAACAAAACAUUAUCAUUCAAAACAAUUAAAAUCUAAAAAAGAAGUUAAUGAAUAUUUAAAUACUGUUAAAAAUGUAACGAUAAUGGAUGAUGAAGAUUAUCCUAAAAAGCAAAAUAAACCAAAAUUACCACCAACUGGGAAGAUCACACCUUCAAAGAGAAAAAUAACACCAACUACUUUCUUUUUACCAGAAGAGGAUGAGAAAAAGGAAACAGAUGAUACAAAUCAAUCAAGUUUGAAUACAAUAAAAGAAGAAUCUAAUCAAGAUGAUUAUGAUCAAGAUGUUGAUGAUGAUUCUGAAUUUAAAAUCAAAUCUGAAUUAAAUACUUCAAUGAAUGGUGGAUCUCCUUUGAUGACUGGUUCUCUUGGUCUUGAUUCUGAAUUGUGA
Molecule: messenger RNA, 3444 nt
Organism: Hansenula ciferrii
Lineage: Eukaryota; Fungi; Ascomycota; Saccharomycetes; Phaffomycetales; Wickerhamomycetaceae
Gene: SPT7
Product: SAGA histone acetyltransferase complex subunit SPT7
Exons: 1
Coding region: 1-3444 (1147 amino acids)
Biological process (GO): regulation of transcription by RNA polymerase II
Cellular component (GO): SAGA complex; SLIK (SAGA-like) complex
Molecular function (GO): structural molecule activity; protein heterodimerization activity
Source: RefSeq, a predicted model, not a curated record